AUGGAGGACCAAAAGUCAAAGAAACCUCUCAGAAGAAUUACCAACGUGCGUAUACCGGAUAAACCGUCGUCGACGCUCUGGGACAUCACGAUCAACGAUGGGAGAAUUGCUUCGGUAGACAGCCACGUCAAGGACUCGGACGGGCGCAGUGAAGACACGCUAGAUGGAGGCAAUCGUCUCAUAGCGCCAUCGCUUUGUCAUGCCCACAUCCACCUUGACAAGUGCUUCCUCCUGCAGGAUCCCAAAUUCAGCGACUUACAAAUCGAGAGCGGCGACUUCACCGAAGCCAUGUCGAUGACGGGUGAGGCCAAGUCAAGGUUUGAGGAAGAUGAUCUCCUGAGGAGGGGCGCGCGUCUCAUCGAAGAGAGUAUCCAACAUGGUGUGACCGCUAUGCGGGCGUUUGUAGAAGUGGAUGGGGUGGUGCACAUGAAAUGUUUGGACGCAGGUCUCAAGCUGAAAGAAAUGUUCAAGGAUCGCUGUGAGGUGCAAAUCUGCGCGUUCGCCCAGCUCCCGCUAUUCUCUGGUCAAGACGGGGGUGAGGAAGUAAGGAAGCUGAUGACUAGUGCUGCCUCGUUGGAGAAGGUGGCUGUGCUCGGAAGCACACCAUAUGUCGAGGAUGAUGAACAAAAGUCCAAGGAUAACGUGAAAUGGAUCACGCAGUUAGCACUCAAAUAUCAGAAGCAUCUAGAUCUCCACCUUGACUACUUCCUGGAAGAAGACAAGAAGCCACUGGUCUGGGAUACCCUGGACAUGUUCAAAGAGCUCAAAUGGAACGAAAAGGCGGGAGACAGGCAGAUUACGCUAGGACAUUGCACCAGAUUGACGAGAUUCCGGAACGACGAGUGGACGCAUCUGCGACAAGAAGUAGGCGACCUGCCAAUCUCUUUCGUAGGCCUGCCGACCUCCGACCUGUUCAUGAUGCGAACACCAGAGAAUGUGCGCGGGACUCUGCCGGUCGUUGAACUCAUCAACGAGUACGGGUUCAAUGCUGCCAUUGCCGUUAAUAACGUGGGCAACGCGUUCACACCGUACGGGAACUGCGAUCCUCUGAGCAUUGCAUCACUAGGUGUCGGUCUUUACCAAGCUGGUACAAAGAAAGACGCUGAACUCCUAUAUGAAACCGUAUCUACACGGGCAAAGACCGCUAUUGGCUGCGAUUCGACGUCUCUCGCCCUAAAUCCGGGUCAGCCUGCCGACUUUGUGUUGUUCGACCGAAUGGACAGUGGCUGGCACUGCAGAAAGAGCGUGGUAGAGGUGGUGUAUGAUGCCGGCCAAACUCGCCAAACGGUUUUCAGAGGCCGCUUGAUUGCAUCGAAAGAUACACGAACGUAA
Molecule: messenger RNA, 1332 nt
Organism: Alternaria infectoria
Lineage: Eukaryota; Fungi; Ascomycota; Dothideomycetes; Pleosporales; Pleosporaceae
Exons: 3
Coding region: 1-1332 (443 amino acids)
Molecular function (GO): hydrolase activity, acting on carbon-nitrogen (but not peptide) bonds, in cyclic amidines
Source: RefSeq, a predicted model, not a curated record